Penicillium griseofulvum is the source of this 810-nucleotide messenger RNA. Its product is annotated as A4/G1 family peptidase. Gene Ontology annotation, biological process: proteolysis. The record is from RefSeq and is a predicted model, not a curated record. NCBI's taxonomy places the organism in Eukaryota, Fungi, Ascomycota, Eurotiomycetes, Eurotiales, Aspergillaceae. Gene Ontology annotation, molecular function: glutamic-type endopeptidase activity. The coding region runs from base 1 to 810 and encodes 269 amino acids. The transcript has a single exon.
AUGAAGUUCUCAACUACCAUCCUGAGCGCAUUGCUCACAACGGCAGCCAUUGCAGCUCCUCUCACUGAGCGCCGCGCAGCUCGCAACGCUGCCCGAGCUGAAGGCCGAACCAGCCGAAUCAGCCGUCCCCCCUAUAAGCCCGACACCAGAGAGCGCAUCACUCUGAACGGAACAACCCACGAGGAGUACAGCACCAACUGGGCCGGCGCUGUGCUUAUUGGCACCGGAUACACCUCAGUGACCGGUCAAUUCACCGCUCCUACCCCGAAACUUCCCUCGGGUGCUUCGUCUUCCGAGCAGUACUGUGCCUCCGCCUGGGUUGGUAUUGACGGCGACACUUGCAGUAGCGCCAUCCUCCAAACUGGAAUUGACUUCUGCAUCCAAGGAAGCAAGGUCACAUACGAUGCCUGGUACGAGUGGUAUCCGGAUUAUGCCUACGACUUCAGUGGCCUCUCUAUCUCCGCUGGAGAUGUCAUUGAAGUUACUGUGACUGCUACAUCUAAGACUGCUGGUUCUGCUGUCAUCAAGAACUUGACUACUGGCAAAUCUGUUAGCCAUACUUUCACUGGUGGUGUUGAUGGAGACCUGUGCGAGUACAAUGCCGAAUGGAUUGUCGAGGACUACGAAAGCGGCGGUCAAUUGGUUCCCUUUGUUGACUUUGGAACCGUGACAUUCACAAACGCGAAGGCUACGAAGGGCGGCAAGUCUGUAGGCCCGUCUGGAUCUACUCUCAUGGAUAUCAAGCAGAGCAAAGUUGUCUUGACCAAGUCAUCUCUUACUAGCAACAGUGUUAGCGUGAGCUAUGUCUAA